CUGAGCGUUCCCGUACAAGAAACUGUGGAAUAUACAAAGCCCCGGAGUAAAUAGGGACAGAGCUCAUUGUGAGAAUCUGGAAAGAUGGGUUCUACGUUAAACGAUCUCGGACUCUGGAGGCAGUAGUGAGAGGUUAUGUCUUGCCUGCGGGAAUGGAGCACGCGUAGACAAGUUGUGUGUGCAAGGCCAAUUAGGAAUAUUUUCUCCCCCAAGUGGAAUAGUACCCUAACCCUAGAGCGUAGGACGAGCUUGUCAUCCGCUUCGCGUGAGGCUCCCGCGAGCUGAGUUUGAUUGCGAGUGGACGAUUGCCAAUACUGCCUUGGGUCUCGAGUGGAAUGCGAUUCUCGUCGAGGAAUUAUCACAAUUGAUGGUUUGGCGCUCAUUUCCUUCUUCACCAUCGUGUCUUAGUGCCCAGGAGCUGCGAAGAUGACUACGCUUACCUCGCAAGAGCUCAAUUUCUUGAUAUUCCGGUAUCUACAUGAAUCCGGAUUCAUACACUCGGCCUUCACUCUAGGCUACGAGGCGAACCUUUCCAAAGCUGUAAUUGAUGGUAAUCAAGUGCCCCCAGGUGCUCUUAUUUCGUUCGUGCAAAAAGGACUUCAAUAUCUGGAGCUCGAAGCCAAUCUCAACGAUGACGGUAUGGACAUAGAUGGAGAUUUUGCUCUACUUCAGCCAGUCGAUCUGCUCACAAAGGACAUGUUGGAACUGCGACAAAUCAUUAAAGACAAACGUGAGAAGAUAGAUAAGGAAAAGGAGAAGGAAAAGGAGAAGGAAAGGGACAAAGAGAGAGAGAAGGAGAGAGAGAAAGAACGCGAAAAGGAACGAGAGAAGGAGAAGGAACGUGUGGAAAGAGAGAAAGAAAAGGAGCGGGAGAGGGAAAGGCUCGAGAGAGAAAGAGAUCGCGAGCGAGAGAAAGAGAAGGAGAGAGAGAAGGAGCGCGAACGUGAUCGGUUUGAGAAAGAAAGAGAUCGAGAUGAGAAGGCAAAGAUGCCCGUUGAGAUACCUCAAGUUGCCAAAGCCGCUGGAGGUCCUGAAGAUCAUCCCGAGGCUACGGUACCCGCAGCUACCCCAAGUGACAUAUCUCACUCUGACGUCACAAUACUGGAAGGCCAUACAUCAGAGGUCUUCAUCUGUGCCUGGAGCCCAACCGGAUCUCUUCUGGCUUCUGGUUCGGGGGAUUCAACAGCCAGAAUAUGGACAAUUGCGGAUGGACCAUCCGGAACAUCAGCUCAGACCUCAGCUCCUCGACCUCUUGUCUUGAAGCAUUUCAAAGGCAAGACCAAUGAGAAAAGCAAGGAUGUUACAACACUUGAUUGGAAUGGUGAGGGAACUCUGUUGGCUACAGGGUCAUAUGAUGGUCAAGCGCGCAUUUGGAGCAAAGAUGGAGAGUUGAAGAACACAUUGAACAAGCAUAAAGGACCAAUUUUUUCCUUAAAGUGGAACAAGAAAGGCGAUUGCCUGUUGAGUGGUAGCGUGGAUAAAACUGCCAUCAUAUGGGAUGCAAAGACGGGUGACGUCAAGCAACAGUUCGAGUAUCAUGGUGCACCUACUUUGGAUGUCGAUUGGCGUAACAAUGUUUCCUUUGCGACUUGCUCAACUGACAAAAUGAUCUAUGUCUGCAAACUUGGGGAGAGUCGUCCUGUCAAGUCUUACGCUGGGCAUCAGGAUGAAGUAAAUGCUAUCAAGUGGGAUCCCACUGGUACCCUUCUUGCGUCAUGCUCUGACGAUUUCACAGCGAAGAUAUGGAGCUUGAAGCAAGACAAGUGUUUACAUGAUUUGAAAGACCACACAAAGGAGAUUUACACCAUCAAAUGGAGUCCUACUGGUCCGGGAACAAACAACGUGAACCAACAGUUGGUUUUAGCAAGUGCUUCAUUUGAUGCGACUAUCAAACUAUGGGAUAUCGAAAAGGGAGCUCAACUCGUCAGCCUGACCAGCCACAGUGAACCAGUAUAUUCUGUUGCCUUCAGUCCUAGUGGGGAGUAUCUAGCCAGUGGGUCCUUCGAUAAAUGUCUGCACAUCUGGUCAGUCAAGGACGGGAGCCUGGUGAAAACAUAUCGCGGAAGCGGCGGCAUCUUUGAAGUCUGUUGGAAUAAGGAGGGCGACAAAGUCGCGGCUUGCUUCUCGAAUAACACCGUUUGCGUUUUGGAUUUUCGACUGUAGGGUGGCUAUAUCCUCACUGUAUACUGAGUACACUCGGUGCGUCGAGCAUUUUUUGUAGAAUGAUCACUUUUAGACCCUGUUGGAGGUAUUAGUCAGCCCAAAUCCUGAUUUUUCAUCUGCCCCUUCAUAUAAAAUGUUCUCUUAAAUGCCACAUAAUCAACCACCUAAGACUGUAGUUCUAAAUUUCUUUACAUAAUUUUGUGGGAGCUUAUAGUCAAUCCUUGGAGCGCCAUUUUUUAACUGCUGGUCGUGCCUAAAAGUUUAGUUUAGUGCUGAAACGUGAGAUGAUCAAUGCCAUACUUUGGCUGUACUUGUGAGGUAGCGAGUGCCCUAUUGGGCUGUAGGGAGUUGGUUUAGUGGCAAAGUUAUAUACUCGCACGGGGUAAUACAUGGACCUGGUAGGUACAGUCCCCUAAUUUAAAUUGUACAGAAGUUGGGUCAGUUCUUAACGUCUGACCCACUAAACACCUUCCACUUAGAUAGACACUUCAAUAAGGCGUCAACGACUUACAAAGUCAGUCCAGUGACGAUGAUUGUAUAUUAAGUUGCCUCUCUGUGCCUUCUAGUAGUCAUUGUAGAAUGGACUACCAUAAUGGAUCAGGUUUUCUGGUUAUACAGGACAAGUCUUCUGUAAAGUAGCUUAAGACUCCACACGGAAGUGAUACCGGUGUUUUCCACUUUGAGCUUUAGGUUGACAAUAUAAAUUUAUACAGAAUUGGAUGUUAGCGCUGAAGGCAUUGUACUGUUCCUUCUUUUGUUCUCCUGUCUCCCAUCUGUUUCUGAUUACCUGUUUCG
This is a messenger RNA of Marchantia polymorpha subsp. ruderalis, 2958 nucleotides long. Lineage: Eukaryota; Viridiplantae; Streptophyta; Marchantiopsida; Marchantiales; Marchantiaceae. The record is from the annotation of a GenBank genome assembly.